UAAUCCUAUGGAAACUGAAAGCUUGAAAAACAUAAAAUAUUAUUCUUUUUUUGCAAAUGGAGUUAUAAAAUCAAAAUUACAUUACAACUAUCUCAGGUGAUAUUCAUGCAACAUGCAAAAUAUUCGGCUCACAUAAGAUAAUCGUUAUUCAAAGGGAUGAAUAUACAUUUGUAUCUAUGGAAAUUAGAGCUAAAACUUCGCUUCGGUCACAUGUCUUUAUUUAGUGUUAAACUUUAGACGUCUCAAAACGUCAAGCCCCCUACUCAAAAUCAUGGCUCCGCCCUGAUUCAUGGAGUAACAGAGGGACAUAUAGACGGUCAUUUCAAAUAAUAUAUCACACACGGGUCUCCAAAACAGCGGGCAUGAAAAUAAGAACAUAAAUAAUGGGAAGUAAUUUGACACAAAGAUGUAGAAACCAUUGAGAGUAUCCCUUGCAUACAUGGACAGACGGGCAGAGUCCAAUACAGAUUAGAUUAAUAAUAAGUACGGUGUAGUUUUAGGAAAAGGAAGUAAAUUAAUGACAUAAGAUUUGACAGGUUUUUUUUUGUUAAUUUAUCAUUCAGAAAAUAGAUUUAGAAAAAUUUAAAUCUUUAACAUUUCGGUCAGGGCAGUAACAUUAGCAUCAUCAGAUUAUUUACUGGAUUUUAUAAUUCUAAAAUUAAGACAGUUGGAUAAUCAUAUCAUAUAAACUGAUUGCCUAAACAAACAAAUUUGAAAAAAGAUAACACGUCAAGUUUCAAAAUGGCAGUGUCAGGACGUAAGUCAUCCGAUUUUCGUAGUUCAGUGUCUAAAGGUUCCGCUGAGGAAUGUGAACCGUGUUUGGCGAUUGGACAGGAAAUAGAAGCUCAUGGAUUUUGUGUGGACUGUCAAGAAUACCUGUGUAAGAAUUGCUAUGCUUAUCAUCAACGGAUCAAAGCCACGAAACAUCAUCAACUGCUUGACAAAGGGAGCAUGGGCAAACACACCAUCCAAAGGAAGGAUUCAGCGGUGUGUAUUGAAAAGUGUACUCUCCAUGAAAAUAAAACGAUCGAAUUUUUCUGUACUCAGCACGAUUCACUUGGCUGUACAGAUUGUAUUACUCUGAACCAUAGAGCAUGUCAAAUUAAUUUUAUACCUGACAAAUGUGCAGGUAUUGGAAACACUGAAGAAUACAGGGAGACGAUGAGGAAACUUGAACAGAAAAUAAAAGAGCUUGAUGAGGUAGCGAAAAGGGCAAAUGUCGAAGACAAGGAGAUAAGUACUUGUCAUGACAAAGCAUUACAAGAAAUUGUCAAAUUUCGGAAAGAAAUAAAUGACUAUUUAGAUCAACUGCAAAGGAAAAUUCAAGCAGAUAUUGACAAGAAGAAGACAGCAGACAAACAAAAAGUCCAGGAAGUCAUCAAAUUAUGUUCCAACAUUUCUACAGAUAUCAGCAAACUUAAGUCCAAUCUACAAGACAGCAAAGCUUCUCAACAGCACGGACAGCUUUACAUCAACAUUAAACAAGCUCAGUCGAAAUUAAAGUCAGAUGAAGUUCAAAAAGCAGAAGAAUCCUUGGCUCAGACAUACACACAAUAUAGAUUUGAACGCAGCAAAAAUCUAGAGAAUGCGAUAUCAAAACAGGAAAUAUUUGGGAAGCUGAGUGACCCCACCAGUCUGGUUACUCCAAAAAGGAAGAAAACAGUUGACAAAUUAACUUGUAAGGAUGAUAUAAAUGUACAAACGAGAUCAGAUAAGAAGAAAUGUGAUAUUACAGGAUGUGCAGUCUUGUCCUCUCACAAAAUUGUGCUGGCUGAUGAGGAUAACUCUAAACUGAAAGUUGUGGACAGGAAAAGUAAAGUCGUGAUAGAAGAAAAGUCCCUUGACUCUGGACCGCGGGACAUUACCGUACUGCCUCAAGAUCAGAUUGCUUUGACAAUGCCAGAGAAUGAAGAGAUCUAUAUAAUGUCGACAGCUGGUAAAUUGUCAAUGAUACGUAAGUUUCCAGUUGAAGGAACAUGUAGAGGUAUAACGUAUCACGAAGAUCGUCUCUAUGUGGUUUGCUGGGGGGAUCCUAACUGUGUACGUAUUUUAGACAUACAAGGAAAUGUCCAGAACACAAUUUCCCUCAAUGAUAAGGUAUUUGACAGCUCUAACUAUAUUGUGUUCAAUGAAGAUUCUAGGCUUAUCUAUAUAAGUAACUUUUUGACAGAUAAUGUAGUCAGCAUAACUUUACAAGAUGAAAUAUCUGCCGUAUACAAGAAUAAGGAUCUUCGGGGACCAGUUGGAAUGCUGAUGUUAGAAGAUGGCUCAUUGCUGGUUUGCUGCAGGAAAACUGGCAACAUACAUCGUAUCUCGGGAGACCUGAAGCAAGGUCAAACAUCAAUUGAUGGUCUGACAGGCACACGGUGCAUAUGUUACAAUCAUGAUCUACAAGAAGUCUAUAUUGGUUGUCAGAAUCAGCUGAAAGUGUUCAGUUUGCAAUGACAUUUUGUUUCACGUACAGUUCCAGACAACAAUAUUAAAUGGCAUGAAAGAUGACCUAAUUUUAUUUCCAAGACAGAUAACUUUUGCUCUUUAAAACAUGUAAAUGAAGCCUCACAUUUCUGUAUGUUUGUUCGAUUUUCUGCAUCUACAUUUCUGAGCUUUAUAUGUAGGGCUUUUAUAUAUAGUAAUAGCUAUUUAACAUAUCAUUUAUUUUAGUUACAAUACUGUAUCGUUUUGAAAUUCUUGCAAUAAUUAUAACAAGUGUAAAUGAAGUAACAAAAAUCUAUUAUUUUUUCGAGGGGGCGGAGAUGAGAGUAUGAGGGGGUGGGGUAGGAAUGGACUAGUUUUUUUGUAUAUAGUUCUCUUAAGUUUUAUACAUUACAAACAUAGUUAUCUGCAUGUUGUUGAAAAAUAACAAAUAAUUAAAUCAAGUUUCAGAUUCGUUCAUCUCUUCAAAGUUUCUUUCGUAGAAACACAAGAACUGGUGUUAACCUAUAUUUGAACAAAAUGCAAACAUGCAUACGGUCAAUAUUUUUUAUCUUGAGUAACAAGUAUUAUGAAUAUAUAAAAAAACUUUCUUUGUUGUUUGUAAAGUUUGGUUAUCAUUCUAUUUUUUCAAUACAUUCAACUACUGCAGUAUUUGUACAAAUUCUUUCAGUCAUUUAACAGUGAUUUAACAUCGAUAUAAAUUAAAUCCAAAAUACCAACUUAGAAGUAUUAGGUUACUAAACUUUCAAUAUUGUUGGUAAAACUUAUGUCCCAACCAUUUGUUUUUGAUGUCAGUCUGAUUUUGAUGUGUCUAAUUGUAAUUUAUAUUACAUGUAUACAUAUAAUUACAUUUGCAGAAGAUUAAAAAACAAAAUGUCA
Molecule: messenger RNA, 3312 nt
Organism: Mercenaria mercenaria
Lineage: Eukaryota; Metazoa; Mollusca; Bivalvia; Venerida; Veneridae
Exons: 1
Coding region: 742-2445 (567 amino acids)
Biological process (GO): positive regulation of DNA-templated transcription
Cellular component (GO): nucleoplasm; chromatin
Molecular function (GO): ubiquitin-protein transferase activity
Source: RefSeq, a predicted model, not a curated record